Insectozyma verbasci is the source of this 3924-nucleotide messenger RNA. The record is from the annotation of a GenBank genome assembly. Lineage: Eukaryota; Fungi; Ascomycota; Pichiomycetes; Serinales; Debaryomycetaceae.
AUGUCUAGUAUCUAUAAAUUAUCGAUUAAAGGUAUAAGAGCAUUUGAACCAGAAAAUGAUGAAACUAUUCAAUUUGGAUUUCCAUUAACUUUAAUCUGUGGUCAAAAUGGUUGUGGUAAAACUACAAUUAUCGAAUGUUUAAAAUAUGCAACAACUGGUAAUUUACCACCAAAUUCAAAAGGUGGUGCAUUUGUUCAUGAUCCAAGUUUAAGUUCAAGAACUAUUGUAAAUGGUCAAGUUAAAUUAGCAUUUAAAAAUGUAAAUGGUAAAUCUAUGAUUACUACAAGAUCAGUUCAAGCAUCAAUGAAAUCAGCAAGAACAACAACUACAAGUGGUGCUAUAACAUUUAAAACUAUGGAAGGUCAAUUAUCAUUAAUUGAACGUGGUGAAAAGAUUUCAAUUUCAUCAAAAACUGCUGAAUUAGAUUCUCAAAUUCCAAUUUAUUUAGGUGCUUCAACUUCAAUUUUAGAUAAUGUUAUAUUUUGUCAUCAGGAUGAUAGUUUAUGGCCAUUAAGUGAACCAGCAGUAUUGAAAAAGAAAUUUGAUGAUAUUUUUGAAGCUUCAAAGUUUACUAAAGUCUUGGAUCAGUUGAAAACGAUUAAAAAAGAUAUGACUAAUGAUAUAAAAUUUAUUGAGCAAAGUGUACAACAUUUAAAAGUUGAUAGAGACAGAGCUAAGAAAGUUGAAGUUAGAUUAAAAAGUAUGAAUGAAUCAGUUGAUAAAUUUACAACUGAAAUUAGUGAAUUAAACUUGAAAAUUGAAGACAAAGAAAAACAAGCAGAACAAUUAUUUGCAUCGAAUCAAGAAUUUCAAAAAACUUUAAGCGACUAUGAAAACUUACAAAUGAAAAAGAAACAGAUUGAAGAACAAUUGGAAAGAACAAAACAAACAAUUGAAAUUUUACAUGAAUCAGAUGAAGAAUUAUUAAUCAAACAGGAAAAUUUUGCAUCUUUAACUAUGAAAAAGCAAGAAAAGAUUGAUCAAAUGAAUAAAGAUAGUGAUUCAAUAAAUAAGGAUUUGAAACAAAAGACAAAUGACUAUAAUGAGUUGAUUAGACUUGAUGGGUCAUUAAAGAGUAAAAAAUCAGAAUAUGAGACAAAUUUGGAAACUAUUGCUAAAAUAAUUAAUGAACAUGCUGAAAGUUUAAAUGUCAACUUAUCAAAUGAUACCAGUACAAAUAUAUUAAAAUUUAAACCUGUUUUGGAAAAGACGUUUAAGUCAAAAAUUAAUUCACAAAAGAAAUUAAUCAAUGAUAAUAAAUCAGCUGAGACUGAAAAACAAUCAAGUUUACAAGAAUCAAUUAAUGCAAUUUCAAGAGAAGAACAACAUCAAGAAUAUACAUUUAAAGAUAUUGAGAAUUAUAAACAAAAGUUAACCACCCUUAAAAAGAAAGUAGUAGCUGGUGAUAAUGAUGAAAUUGAAUUAGAAUCUAAGAGAUCUGAGUUAGAACACACUCAAAACCAAUUACAAACAAAAAAGAACUUAGAUGAAGUAAAAGAUUUAGAUUCAAAAAUCAUUGAUGCAAAUUCAGAAAUUUCAAAAUUAGAAUUUAGUUUAGAUGAAUUAUCCAAAAAAUUAACUGCAAGUAAUAAACAAUCUGAUUUAAUAUUAAGAGUCACAUUUUUACAAGAAUCUACAAAAAGUAAAAGUGAAAAAGUUGAUAAAUUGACUAAAUCGAUAAAUGAUGAUUUUAAAAAAGUCGUUGGAAAUGAUGUUAAUAAUGAAAGUGAAAUACAAUUGAAUGAAAAAUUGUCAAUCCUUGAAACUGAUCUAGAUAGUCAACAAAAGAAAGUCAUGUCAUUAAAAGGUGAUUUAGAAUCGAAUAAGAAAACUAUUAAAUCUAUUAAUAAAGAGCAUGAAGAAAAUGAGAAUAAAUUUGAAUCUUUAAAACAAGAAAUUACAAAAAUUAUUGAAGAAUCUGAAAUUGAAGAUUAUGAAAAUAUAGUACAAGAUUUAGAAGAAAGUUUUAGAAAUGUACAAGAAGAUUUAAAUACUUCAGAAGUUACUAAAGAUUUUAAAAAUUCAGCACUUGAAUUGGCGAAUAAAAGUAAAUGUUGUUUAUUAUGUAAAAGAUCAUUUGAUAGUGACGGAUUAGAAAAAUUUAUUAUCGAAUUAAGGAAAAGUGUUGAUGAGACUAAAAUUCAAGAGAUUAAAAAUCAAGCAAACGAUAUCAAAAAGGAAUUGGAUGAUACAAAGGCAAUAAAUUUAAAAGUUAUCCAAUACAAAGAAUGUAUACAUCAAUCCAAAGAAUUAAAAUCAAGAUUGGAAGCUUUACAAAAACAACAAACUAAAUUUAAUGAUACCUCUAAACAAGAACAAAGUAAAUUAGAUACAAUGAAACAAGAUUUAAAUUUUACAUUGCAAUUGAAAAAACCAAUAUCUGAUAUUACAAGACUUAAUUCAGAAAUUCAAGAAGUUAAUGGUCAAAUUGAUGAAAUUAAUGAAGAUUUAAGUGGAUUUGGUACUAUUGUUCUUUCAAUUACUGAAUUACAAAAACAACAACAAGAUACAAAUAGUAAAAUUAAAGAAUUAAGAACAAAUUUAAAUGAAUAUACUGAAGAAAAAUAUAAAGUUCAAAGAGAAAUUCAAAGAUUGGAAAAUAAAAUUAAAGAUACAAAAUUACAAAUUAGUAAUCUAGAAAAAUCAUUAGCUGAAAUAACAGCUGUUAAAUCUUCUAUAACUGAAAAUGAAAGAUUGAUACAAGAAGCUGAAAUUAAAUUAAAAACUAUACGAUCUACAUUGGAAGAUUUACAAACAACAAAAGAUGAGAGACAAAAGGCAUAUAAAGAUGUACAAAAGAGAAAUCGUGAACUGGAAGAGAAAAUGCAAGCUGAAGUUCUAUCAAUUCAAGAAUUAUCUGGUAAAUUUAACUCGAUAAAUGAAUCAAUUAUCCAUUAUGAAACUAAUUUACGAUCAAAAUUAGAAGAAAAUACAAUUCAAAUGAAUUCAGUAACUAAAGAAAUUGAUACGUUAAAUAAGAAAUUAUCUGAAAAUUCAACAAAGAUCAAAUCAUUAGAAAAAGAAGUUAUGGAUGCAUCAAGAAUUGAACAUAAUAUAUUAGCAAAUAUAGAUUAUAGAACUCAAAUUAAUAAUUUAGAUGAAACUGAUUUUCAAUUGAAUGCAAUAGAUAUUAGUGAUGCACAAACUCAAAAACAACAAUAUCAUGAAAAUUCCAAAAAAUUAAGAGAAGAAUUAUCUGAAUUAACAUCUGAACAUGCUGGAAAAAUAGGUGAGGUUAAACAAAUCAAAGAUCAAAUAGCAACACUUAAAAAAGAAUUAGAAACUGAAUAUAAAGAUGUUAAUAAAAAUUAUCAUGAAGAAUGGAUUAAAUUACAAACUAAUAUGUUAGUUUCAAAUGAUAUACAAAGCUAUUCAAAAGCUUUAGAUAAUGCAAUUAUGAAAUAUCAUAGUAUUAAAAUGGAAGAUAUUAAUAGAAUUUUAAAUGAAUUAUGGUCACAAACAUAUAAAGGGUCCGAUAUUUCAACUAUUGCAAUUAAAAGUGAUGUUAAUUUACAAGCUAAAGGUAAUAGAUCAUAUAAUUAUCGAGUUGUAAUGGUUAAAGAUUCAAGUGAAUUAGAUAUGAGAGGUAGAUGUUCAGCAGGUCAAAAAGUUUUAGCUAGUAUUCUAAUUAGAUUAGCUUUAGCUGAAUGUUUUGGUGCAAAUUGUGGUAUGAUUGCAUUAGAUGAACCAACUACAAAUUUAGAUAAUGAAAAUGCCGAGGCAUUAGCAGCUGCAUUAAACAAAAUUAUUGAAUAUAGAAAACAACAACUGAAUUUUCAAUUGAUUGUAAUUACUCAUGAUGAAAAAUUUUUAACUCAUAUUCAAGGUGAUAGAUUUACUGAUCAUUUUUAUAGAAUUCAAAGAGAUGAAAAAAGUAAAUCAAGAAUUUAUAGUUUACCUAUUGAUAGAAUUGAAGAAGGUUAA